GCUACAUAUCUGGCAGCACUGGUUCGAAAUGUCACUCUUAUCAUGCUAAAAAUUUUGAUAAACAAACGAGAGCCGUGAUUGUAACAUGCGAAGCUGCUAAACGGUUCGAUACGAGCGAAAACUAGUGCAAUUGAUAUUACCCGUAGUUCAAUAAGGUAAAUAAAUUAUUGUUUCGUCGUCAACGCCGGUAUUAAUGUCGGUAACGGAAAAGGAUCUCUACCGGGACACUCCGGUUCGAUAUCUUGGCUAUGCCAACGAAGUCGGGGAAGCAUUCCGUCCUAUUAUCAAGAAGAUAUUCGUUCACGCUAGCUAUGCUGUUUCAAUCGGUUACGUACUAGCGGACACGGCGGAUAAAUCUCGGAAACAGUAUGAGAAACCCGCAGCGCUUGGCGGAGGAACUCGUGGGGCAGCGAUUGCCACAGGCGAUACAUUGAUUUGGCAAAUGUUCGCUUCUGUCAUUAUACCGGGGUUUACAAUUAAUAGAAUUUGCUGGGCGACCAAGAAAGCCGUCAAGAUGGGUAAACUGAAGGGCCCGGUGGGAAAAUGGAUUCCAACUGCCGUUGGACUGGCGGCGAUUCCAUUCAUCAUUCAUCCUAUCGACCGCGGGGUGGACUAUGUGAUGGAUGAAACCUACAGGAAAUAUGUUAAAUAAUGCCAACUUUAGGGUGUAGUUUAGUGAAACGUGCAGGAGUUAGAAUUGUUACGAAAUCAAUUACUGUAAUUAGUCGAACGCAGCCAAUGAUAAAAAACUAUACACAGUCGCUCUCGAAAAUCGCAAUCGCAGAAAUCGUUAACUUUGAGUAUGAACUCCUGUGAUAAAUGAUAGAUGUACUAUUUGUGGGUUAGAGGCAUGCAAAAUGUUGCUCAAAUACUGGUGCUAACACGUGUUAUAACUGAUGCAAUAAACUAUAAAUAUCUUUUGUUCUGACAAUAAAGGGUUGGAAUUGUGA
Molecule: messenger RNA, 950 nt
Organism: Wyeomyia smithii (pitcher-plant mosquito)
Lineage: Eukaryota; Metazoa; Arthropoda; Insecta; Diptera; Culicidae
Product: mitochondrial fission process protein 1
Exons: 4
Coding region: 194-652 (152 amino acids)
Biological process (GO): mitochondrial fission
Cellular component (GO): mitochondrion
Source: RefSeq, a predicted model, not a curated record